ACACGCCCGUCAUCCGAUGGACCAAUGAAAUCACCGCAUUCCACUCUUCUUCAACUUCCGGUCCCGCCUCUUUCUCUUUUCCGGAAUUCUUAGCGUGACCGACGUUUCGUGUCUGUUUAGACUUAAAGUAAGUAAAUUUCCUGUGAAUUAGACCGUCUAUGUCUGUUUUUUUUAACAGCUGACCGUGUUUCUGAUGUGGUGUUUACAGAAAAGUCUGUUUUUGGAUGUUGGUAACGGAGUAUUUGUGUCGUAGUUGAAGCCUCUGUCAAAAAUGGAGGACAGCUUCAGUGAAACACGCGCCAUGAUUUAGUCCGUCAGCUUUAAAAAUCACAUUUUUAUCAGGAACAGGUUAUCGGUCCGUUCAGAGGCCAUGAGGAACCAUCUAAAUAUGAAAAUAUAACCUGUUAAAGUUGGUCUUUGUGUUUUGUAAACUCGGGUGGGUGAGCUAUAUAAUAAAAGCCAAAAGAUUAUUAACCCGGGAGCCUUAAAUCCUUCAUUAUUUCAUUAAAAUUAAUUAUAACUGGAGUGUUGAAUGAAGAGAUAAAGUGAGACUGGGGUCUGUUUACUUACAGUGUUUACUCUGUUAACUCAGCUUCUCGUUAAUAUGAUAGUUAUAGUUAAAAAUAAACCUGUAAACAGAGUAAAGAUGCUCUGCAGCCACCUAGAGGUGAAUAAAAACACUACAGUCCAAUAACUCUGGACUCAUUUAAUCAAUCAGGAUGUAACUUAAUCAGCGAUCAUUAACCUCCUCCUGUGUUGGCUUUUACUUCACACCCACCAUGUUAAAGGUCGGUUUGGACUCGUGUCUUAAAUCUGCUGUGAAUUACACUUAAAACAAUUCUCUAUCAUUUAAUUUGGUUCUCAUCUCUAAGUUACCUUCUUUGGCUUCAUUAUCAAUGAAAAUGUUGUCAGUGUACCCCUCACACAGACAUCUAUACUGAACUGAUUUCACAUGUCUGUCGUUUUUUGUGCAGGGAAAACAUAAAUAAGAAAUUCACAUGAUUGAAGAGGAUCUGACUGUCAGUGUGUUUCCUGUCAGUGUACAUAUGAUUUCAGUUUUUGCUCUGAUUAUUAGAUAUUGAUCUAACCGUGACCCUAACACAGCAAGUGCAAUAAUUUUAAUAAGAGCAUUUUAUAAUUUUAAAGUUUUGAUGUAAAAAAGCUUAUUUAAGUGGUUCUUCUAAGUAUUUAGAGUGAAAAAUGGGUCGGUGCAGACCCUAACACAGGAGGAGGGUUAAAUAAUAUAACUGUAUGUUAAGGUUCUCUGUUGUAUCCAGUUCGAUGCAUUUAUGCCGAUUGUCAUGAAUUUACUUUAAACAUUAACAAAAUAAUAAACCAAGAAAAGCCUCUUAGAUGCACAAGUGUCCUCACAAGGACAGACAAAAAUAAAGGUUGAGCACAUUUUAACAAAGUUAGACGGACUGCAAACAAAUAUGACAAAUGCAGACCAACACAUCCAGGUUCGUUUAUGAAAUAGUGAGCAGUAUAAGCAGUUACAACUUAAUGUAUCACCUCUAAUGCCUCCAACUGAACUGCUGUUCCCUGUUUUGAGCUUCACUCAGGAGAGAAAUCGUAAAAAACUGCUCUUGCAAACAGGUUAGAGAGUAAAGACUGUACCCACUGGUAUUAUCAAGAUGAAUGAAAUCAAAUAAGAGGGAGAGAUGAUACAUGGAUUUAAUUAUAAUUAAUUUGACAUACAUUUAAAAUUUGAUGGGGGUGUGUGGUUAUUGCUUUUCUUACAUUAAGCUGUCCCUUGGAAAAAUAAUUAAGGUGUGUUUGACAAAUUAUAGAUAAUUUAAGUAAUAGUAAUUUUAACUGACCGAUGAUUUGGUCAAUAAAAACUGACACAUACCCACGACAACGUCCAAUCAGCUGUGUGGAUUUAAAGUAGUAAAAAAAUCUAAUAUCAGUGUUGUUAUGUUUUGGUUAUGAAGAACAAUAAUAUUUGCACACGUGAAUCACCUGUUUGUCUUUCUAGAAUGCGUUACGUGGCCGCUUACCUCCUGGCUGUGCUCGGUGGAAACACCAGCCCCUCUGCAAAGGACAUCAAGACCAUCUUGGGCAGCGUGGGAAUUGAGGCCGAUGAAGAACGCUUAAACAAGGUACAAAUAAAAAUAUGUAUCAGUUUACCACAAAAACAAACACCCUGGAGAUACUGCGCUGGUGGAGCUAAUACAUACAUUUCUCUGCUGCAGGUCAUCAGUGAGCUCAAUGGCAAAGACAUCAAUGAAGUCAUGAACUCAGGUACAGAGCCUCUCAGUGAACAAGUAUAAAGAUUCAGUGAUCUCUGACAUGACUGAUGCCUAAAAUGUCUUUAUUUUUUCCUCACAGGCCUUUCUAAGUUAGCCUCCGUACCAGCAGGUGGUGCUGUGGCGGCACCUGCUGCUGCUGCUGCUGGGGCCGCUGGAGCUGGGGCUGCGCCUGCUGCUGGUAUGUAUACACUCAUUUUUUCCUUCCUUAAAUUUGAAAGCAUUUAGCUCAUAAUUCUUAGGCUGCUCUGUGUUUUUGCUUUCACUCACACGGCCGUUUUACUAAAUGAUUCCUUGUCUCACUUUCAGCGGAAGAGAAAAAGGAAGAGAAGAAAGAGGAAUCAGAAGAGUCAGAUGAGGACAUGGGCUUCGGACUCUUUGAUUAAUCUCCUUUCUCUGUACUUAAAAAGCAAUAAAAACGUAAAAGGUUUACACACAUCACGUCGCCUGUGUCCCUUUUUUAAUAGCUUUUUAAUCGCUCUCAUUCUGCCCCCUGUGGAGAUUAUUAUUCCCACAGACAUCACAGACGCGACACGUAUCCAGGAAUGAACAGGAAGGACGUGGAUGAUGAACGCUGUUUGGUUACCGGCUAAAAAUAGUCCAGACUGAGCAACAGCCUGUCAUUAUUAGGCAAUCUGGACCUCAUGUGGUCAGUCUGUCCUGCUGUUCGUUAGAUAAGUGAAACCACAUUAUGAUUCUGGUUUAAAGGACAAACCGUGACUCAGCUGUGAAUAUCCAGGUCACAGGUUGAUGUUUUGAGGUCAACAGAAAACUGAUGAUGCUUUGUGAUAUCUGUUUAGUAUGGAGGGGAAACAUUCAUAAAUUUUAAGGAGAUUAAAUCGUGAACAGUCUUGCUAAACUCAGUUGUAACUAAAAACAAAAAUGAAAUCAAAAGCAUUCAUGAAUAAAUGUCUGAGGUUUGCUGAGCCAAGCCUCUCCUGUGAAAAAUACCUCUGAUACAUGACUGUCGUGUCCCACAGUAGAGUUGUAUUAAUUAAAAUGAGUCAUGAUCACAGAUCA
Molecule: messenger RNA, 3269 nt
Organism: Xyrichtys novacula (pearly razorfish)
Lineage: Eukaryota; Metazoa; Chordata; Actinopteri; Labriformes; Labridae
Source: the annotation of a GenBank genome assembly